GAACCCAUGUCGACCAGCUGAUGAAGAGGAGAUUGCAAUAUCAGUAGAAGAAACCAACCCUGAUUUUGGUAUUUCAUGCAUAGUGAACAUAAGAUUCUUCCCGUGUAUUCUUUCUGCUGGUUUGGAUACUCUCAACCCCCCCACCCGAAGAAACAUGACCACUGAUUUUCUAGUCCAUAGUUAAAUGAGAGGACAACCUGAUGGUUAAAAUGUACAAAACAUGUGUGAAGAAGAACUUGCCUGAUUGCAAAGUCCCGCCCUCUGCGGUCAGAUGAGAGGAUCACUGGGGCUCUGAAGGAGCGCCCCGUCACAACCCGUCUGAUGUUGAAGCUCCAACUAAGUUUCUGUUUCAUUUCUUCAGAAAGCUUCUGAACUGAGAUGGAUUCACAGCCGGAGAGGAAGAGGAUUUCCUGUGGCGUCCGGCUGCUGCUGCUGCUGCUCACACUGUGCCUCAGCAACACACCAGCGGCCGCUGGGAGUGUGAGGGAACAUCUGGAAGACUGUCUGCAGGACAAGGACUACAAGGAGCUCCUGGACACGGUGAAGCACGGCCUUCCCCACAUCAAAACCUCCCAUCACGUGGUCAUCGUCGGGGCCGGGGCUGCAGGACUGACGGCUGCAAAGCUGCUGCAGGACGCCGGGCACAGGGUAACUAUAGUGGAGUCCAGUGGUCGAAUUGGAGGCCGGGUGGAGACCUACAGGAACGAGGAGGAGGGAUGGUACGCUGAACUGGGAGCCAUGAGGAUCCCCAGUUCUCACCGCAUCGUCCGCUGGUUUGCUGACGAGCUGGGGGUGAAGCUGAAUCCAUUCGUGAUGGAGGACAACAACACCUUCUUCCUGGUGAACGGGCUGCGCAGGAGGACGUACGCCGUGAAGGCGAACCCCAACAUCCUGAAGUAUAAAGUGUGGAGGAGAGAGAGGGGGAUGUCUGCAGACAAGCUGCUGCAGAGAGCUCUGCAGAAGGUGAAAGAUGAAGUGGAGGAUCAUGGCUGCGAAGCUGCACUACGAAAAUACGACCACUACUCUGUGAAGGAGUACCUGAGGGAAGAAGGUGGCGUGAGUCUGGAGGCGAUUCGGAUGAUCGGAGACUUGCUCAACGAACAGAGCCUCAUGCACCUAGCGCUGACCGAGAUGAUCUACAUCGAGAGCGACGUCAGCGACACCACCACGUACGAUGAGGUGACGGGCGGGACCGAUCUGCUAACCAAAGCCUUUCUCACCGUCCUCGACGUGCCCAUCCUCCUGAACUCUAAAGUCAAACGUAUCCACCAAUCAGAUCGGGGGGUUAUCGUGUCCUAUCAGACCGAUCCAGAACUUCCCCUCACCGACCUUCAUGCCGACGUCGUCCUGGUGACCACCACGGCCAAAGCCGCCCUUUUCAUGGACUUUGACCCCCCCCUCUCCAUUAAGAAGAUGGAAGUCCUGAGGGCGGUCCACUACGACAGCUCCACUAAGAUCAUCCUCACUUUCAGGAAGAAGUUCUGGUUGGAGGAUGGCAUCCGAGGCGGCAAGAGCAUCACCGACAGGCCGUCUCGGUUCAUCUACUACCCGAGUCACAGUUUCCCAACCAAUAAGACCAUCGGGGUUCUUCUGGCAUCCUACACCUGGUCCGACGACUCCCUCCUCUUCCUGGGAGCGAGCGACCAAGACCUCAAGGAGCUGGCGCUGAGAGAUUUGGAGCAGAUCCACGGGAGGAAAGUCUGGUCCCUCUGCACUGGGGUGUUGGUGAAGAGGUGGAGCGCCGAUCCUCACAGUUUGGGCGCCUUUGCUCUCUUCACCCCCUACCAGCAUUUAGAUUACUCCAAGGAGCUGUUCAGAAGCGAGGGCAGGGUGCACUUUGCUGGGGAACAUACAGCCUUCCCUCACGCCUGGAUCGAGACGUCUAUGAAGUCUGCGAUCAGGGCUGCUGCUAACAUUAACACAGAGGCAGCCAGCAAUCAACAGCAUGACGAGUUGUAGCAUCUCCAUCCUGCAAAUGAGCGUGCUGUAGUUUUAGAGCAGCGAUGCAAUAAGCAGUACUCUCCUCUAAAUGUACUUAAAGUAGCGACAGUAAAAGAAGUCAUUGUUUGAUUGGUCCAUUUCAGAAUAAUAUCUCUGAUAUGUUUUAUAAUGAUUGAUCAUUAAAGUGUUCUCAGAGCUGGUAAAGGUGCAGCUAGUUUGAAUGGCUUUGUAUACUGCAGGGUAGCUGCUGGAUUUACUGCAGGUGAACUACAGUCUGAUUUAAUCCAAAUCUGCCCGGCAACUAAAGGUAUUAGUACAUGUAGUGGAGCAAACAUAGCAUGAAAUGGAAUGAAGAACUUCAAAAAUGUAGUUUAUAGUACUUUACACCACUGGCAAUAAGAGCUCUUUAUUAAACACUCAUUUUAUUCACAGUUUAAAAUACAAUCUUGAGAUAAUAUGAUUAUUAUAGAAUACGUUUUGAAUAUAACUUUACAUUAACCAAAACCCCUGAAACAAACAUAACCCUAAAUAAAAUGCUCCCAGAACAUUAAUUCUAUUCGCCGUAACAUUGGUUUAAAAUCUAUCAGAUUAACACCAGCACCGCCAGGGCUCGCUGUUUACAUAAAACCGUCAAUGGGUCAAAUGUACCCACUGCUAGAAUGCAUUGAUUUUCAAGGUACAAUGCUCUUUCAUUUAUCAUACUAGAACACAGGGUUCUACUCUUUAAUAAAAUGAUGGGACGGCUUCACUUUCCUCGGAGGCUGGGUGGAUCGCUGUCAGAUGACCCGUCAGCGGCAGAACAAACCCAGGACACAUCACUCGGUUUAGCAGCGCUAAGGCCUCCUGUACAUUCAUGAGUCUCUUUCCUUUGUCCAUUUUAAAAGUCUCUCUACAAAAUAUGACCGGCUCUAUAAGGAACAGCAGUACACAACACGUCAAGUUUAUCUUUACACGCGAAAUAAAUAACGCGAAAAUCACUGCAUUUUCUGUAGGGGUAAAUAUUACCUGCUGGCUUUCAGGAAAAGUCACGGACUGGGAGACUUGAAUAUUUUGUUGAAACAAAGUUCCAGACAAUCAAGAAACAGCUGCGGGUCAAAUUUACCCGUUGGCGGUUCUAGUGUUAAAUUAACAUGGUGCAGGAAUGUUGUUUUUCUGUGUUGGGCCCUGAAGGCUGGAUCCCUUUACAAAAAGCCAAUGUGAUUCCUCCAUUUCAUUUUGGAUUGCUUACCAUGGGGUGGUCCAACAAAAAUACGUACAUUACUUCACACAGAAGAGUUUUCCGGCUCGGUGCAGAAACAGCAGCGGCAGCACCAGACUGCUGGGCAGACUGAACCAGUUGGCAGAGACCAGCAGUGCACAGCCUUCCUCGGGGUUCAGCAACUUUGACUGCCCCAGAGACAGACUCACGAUCAUGCCUGCGAACCACAACCCGCCUCCUUCCCCUGGCCCUGGAUCAAUCAGACUGCAGAGAACAGAAAGGCUGCAGAAGGUCAGGGCAAUUAAAGUGACGACCAAUAAGAUGAACACUGGCACCAAGUGCAAGCUGUAUCUGCACGUUAACCCGCUCAUUGCAAAGCUCAGCAGCCAAACGCACGCGACGCUGGUGUUUCGUAUUUUGACGCCACGCACCUUUUUGAGCCCCAUGUACACAACGGGGUGAACCACGGCCAGGUAUCGCUCAAUUCAGGUUAGGGUGUGAAAGCCAAUCUGUCCAAAGAAAACUAUAUAACUGACACACACCCCCGCUUUAGUGACCUCGGUGAUGUACGUGAUGCCCGCCACCCCGUGGAUCAUCUCUAUGGCGGCCAGGUGGUAGGUGAAGACGUCGGAGUGGCUCGUGGUUUCGAAGGAGCGCUGCCGCCGCCAUCGUUGGUAGCCCAAGACAAAGACGAGGAAACAGAAAGGGUAGAGGAGGAUAGAUAGAUAGAAUCGGAGGAUGAAACCCUCUUUAUUUGUCACAUGCAUGCACACAGCAGAGCACACACAGUGAAAUUAGUCCUCUGCAUUUAACCAAUCCUAGUACUAGGAGCAGUGGGCAGCUAUCGUGCAGCGCCCGGGUGAGGGUGAGCUUUGUGACGUUGAAGGUGAUGGACAUGACCACUGCCGCUGGUGAGUUUAGGCAGUGGGUCUUCGAGGAGGAAGAGGAGUUCACUGACAUCUCGGUUAAUCGCUUUUAUGGAUAAAAAAGGAGACGGGAGAAAUUAAUUAACUGACGCAACAAUUAAGACAUUUGCAGACAUCGUUUUAAAAGAAGUGGGCAUCGAAUUGAUCCCUGUGGCACACCAAGAGCGUUAUUUAAAAAGAAGCAUGUUGGAAUUUUUGGUUACAGGUUAAAUCAUGACAAAUCUUCUUCAAGUAAAAGCUUUCCCACCCCAAAGUACAGAAACAACCCGGACAAGUUCAGUAUUCACCCUGGGAUAUUAAAGCAGAUGAUUGUGUAUUGUAAUAAAUCACUUCUGCAAUUAAAUCAA
This is a messenger RNA of Eleginops maclovinus (Patagonian blennie), 4412 nucleotides long. RefSeq names its product L-amino-acid oxidase-like. The record is from RefSeq and is a predicted model, not a curated record. Gene Ontology annotation, biological process: amino acid catabolic process. NCBI's taxonomy places the organism in Eukaryota, Metazoa, Chordata, Actinopteri, Perciformes, Eleginopidae. Bases 379 to 1959 code for a protein of 526 amino acids. The transcript has 9 exons. Gene Ontology annotation, molecular function: L-amino-acid oxidase activity.